Messenger RNA from Galeopterus variegatus (Sunda flying lemur), 6953 nucleotides. It is a transcript of the gene CLVS2, whose product is annotated as clavesin 2. The transcript is spliced from 6 exons. NCBI's taxonomy places the organism in Eukaryota, Metazoa, Chordata, Mammalia, Dermoptera, Cynocephalidae. Gene Ontology annotation, molecular function: phosphatidylinositol bisphosphate binding. The coding region runs from base 1286 to 2269 and encodes 327 amino acids. Gene Ontology annotation, cellular component: membrane. The record is from RefSeq and is a predicted model, not a curated record.
ACAAAGGGUGACAGAGGGGCGUGGGAAGGCUGGAAGGCGUCGCUGCCCCGCCUGGCCAGGCGAUGCCGGCCCCAGCAGCCUGCUGGGGAGUAGGGACAAGGAACAGGCUAAACCUGGGGCUCGGGAUAUUUGAAUGCCACCAAAAUUGCCGUCCCAGCCCAACAAGGCAGGGAGAGAAGAGCUGAGUGCGUGCGCGAGCUGAGUGCUUACGUCGCAGCGAGAUCUGUGCUGGGAUAAUUAGAGAGGAGUUGGGCUGAGCCGAGUCCUCUUUUAGCAGCAGCCGCCGGAGCCGCAGCAGCAGCCCGGAGGGCGCGCCCGACUCGGGCCGCUCGGGAGCGCACGGGGACAGGCCCGCGCCGCGCCCCCCGCCCCACCGGCUCCGGGCGCACAAAGGCUGCGGCCGCUCGCGUGGCCUUCUCCUUCCAGGCGAUCGGGUCUCGCUCCCUCCCUUCUCUCCCGAAGGCAAAAAUGGCAGGGCCGGGCGAGCACCUGGGACAGCGGUGGCCCUAGCUCUGCUGUCCCCACCCUUCCUGCUAAGAGAGGCAGCGGGCUGCCCGCGGACGAUGUGGCCGCGGCUGCUCGCGAGUGCGUCUUCGGCCCGGGUCCCCGCUGUCGCCCCUCUUGGCUGCUCCUUCUCUCCCACCGAGCGGAGUUGAUGCUGCUGUCGCCGCCGCCGAUGGAUGCCAGAGUGCCGCAUUGCUUAGCCUCCCCGCCUCCGGGUUUGCUGACGCUCUCUCCCCGCCCUGGAGCUCAGCGCUGAAGAGCCGCCUUAUUAUUAUCAGAAUUCCCAUCGUUACCCCGCAGGCAGGCGCGUCCCUCAGUAGAGACCGCAGAAGCAUCACAGUGCCGGGGCUGAGAUGUGCGUGGGGGGUGUUUUUGUUACAUCUUGGAAGAGAAGAGAAGAGGACUGUGCCAAGAUCAGAACCACCCCCCAUGCUAGGUGGGAUUAGGGGUAUUUUGUUAGGACAGAGAGAGAACAAGAAGACGGGUGCAGGGCCCUCCAGAGCUCUACGUCUCUUAAGGAAAGGGAAGAAAGAACCAAAGUGGGGCAUUGUUUUUAGCGGGUGGGGGAAGAACUUUGUAUCCCCUGCAGGAAAGCUGUGGGAAAGCAGGAGCAACAGGGUACUUGAUUGGACACCAAGGCAAAUCAUUUCCUGUGCAGGACAGGAAGCAGGCAGCUGUUGGUCUGGGGGCCAGAGAGGGGUGGCAGCAAGGGUGUACCAGGUGUGUUGGGCCAGUCAACAAGAGCUUCAGGAGGGAAGGCUCAGGAACGCGGAGCAGAACAAUGACUCAUUUACAAGCGGGUCUCUCCCCUGAGACCCUGGAGAAAGCUCGCCUGGAGCUCAAUGAGAACCCAGACACGCUGCACCAGGACAUCCAGGAGGUGCGGGACAUGGUCAUCACCAGGCCGGACAUUGGCUUCCUGCGCACGGAUGAUGCCUUCAUCUUACGCUUCUUGCGCGCCAGGAAGUUUCAUCACUUUGAGGCCUUUCGCCUCCUGGCCCAAUACUUCGAGUACAGGCAGCAGAACCUGGACAUGUUCAAAAGCUUCAAGGCCACUGAUCCUGGCAUCAAGCAGGCACUGAAGGAUGGCUUCCCUGGGGGCCUGGCCAAUCUGGACCACUAUGGCAGGAAGAUUCUAGUCCUUUUUGCUGCCAACUGGGAUCAGAGCAGGUACACACUGGUGGAUAUUUUGCGUGCCAUCUUACUUUCUUUAGAAGCCAUGAUUGAAGAUCCUGAGCUUCAAGUGAAUGGGUUUGUUUUGAUCAUAGACUGGAGUAACUUCACCUUCAAGCAAGCCUCUAAACUUACACCAAGCAUGCUGCGAUUAGCUAUUGAAGGUCUUCAGGAUAGUUUCCCAGCACGAUUUGGAGGAAUUCAUUUUGUUAAUCAGCCGUGGUAUAUCCAUGCCCUGUACACCGUGAUCCGGCCUUUCCUAAAAGAGAAGACUCGGAAAAGGAUAUUUUUGCAUGGUAACAACCUGAAUAGUCUGCACCAGCUAAUUCAUCCCGAGAUCCUGCCCUCUGAGUUUGGGGGGAUGCUGCCCCCAUAUGACAUGGGAACAUGGGCAAGAACACUGCUAGACCAUGAGUAUGAUGAUGACAGUGAAUACAAUGUGGACUCCUACAGCAUGCCUGUGAAGGAAGUUGAGAAGGAACUCUCCCCCAAGUCCAUGAAGAGAUCCCAAUCAGUAGUGGAUCCUACAGUACUGAAACGCAUGGAUCAAAAUGAGGAAGAAAAUAUGCAACCUUUGCUUUCUCUGGACUAACAACUCUACACACACCUCCACCCCCCAAUGGAUUAGAAAUGGAAGGUACUGGUUUUCAGCAACAGGGACAGCACUACGGAGUUACUAAGAGCAGAAAACCAAUUUACUCAUGUUAAUGUAGCAUAAUAUAAUAAGGCAUCAGACUUUUCCAUUGCCUGAACCAUGGGUGCCCUGGGCUGGAUUAAAAAAAAAAGUCAAUAAUUUAUUCUGUAAGUGCCAAGUUGUUUGUAAAUAUAAUGUAAUCUUCAUGUCAAGUUUGUAAAUUUUGGUAGUGAUUUAAUUUGGAAAAGAUUGGCUCAAAAGUCCAUGCCAGUGAUAUGAACUGUAACAAAAGGCAGAAAAGACAUAUAAAUGAUCAAAGCUAAUUAAAUGUAGCCCUGUUUCCUAUGAAGCCAUAUUUCAGCUAUCAUAGUGAUCGUGUCAUUGUUUUUCUCUGAAACUGUGUAAGCAGUCAAAUGUACUUUUAAUGGGCACAUGGAACUAAAUGAUUCUUGGAAAUUAUUAUGAUUAAUGUAUUUCCUGUCUAGUGACUUUCAUUUCAGAGAAAAUGCAUCUUAGCAACUAUCUUCGGUCUUGUAUUCAGGAGACAAGGAAUGGCAGAUGAGCUGCUAAACUGAAUACUUGAACUGUUCUAUGCUGUUUAAUUCCUGGAGUCUUCUGAAAAGAUUUGUUUUCCCAAUUAAGAUGUGGAAUUCUUCUGAAAGAGAGUUGAUUCUGUUCAAACUGCUGUCUUCACAAGGUGCCCUUCAUUCAAGACCCCAUUGUAUCUCUGUCUAAUGUACUUUAAGAACAUUUUUCCCCAAAACUCUUUGGCUAAGAGAAUAACUCACAUGUGAGUAGUGUUUUGACAGCUAAUUGUGAACAUAAAAUUUGCCACUUAGAUAAGGGGCUAAUUUAUAAUUACUGUGCACUGGUUGAAAAUAUAUAUAUAUUCACAUACACACAACAUAUAUAUUUUUACUGAGCUCUAAUAAAUCCUUGAUGUGACAAGCUUAUAAAAUAAAUUAUACAUAUUCAGUGAUCUUAGAGAUGUUAUAGAUAAUUACAUGAAAUGCUAACUCUGGAAAACCACUUCCACCGAAGUUAAUGAGAAUGAGAAAUGGUAAGAUAGACUUUCAAUGUACCCAUUUAAGGGAAUUCUAAUUUAUUUUAUAAUGCAAUCGAAUAUGUGCCAUUUUGGUGAAAUAUAUUUUUUCUUCAAAAAAGCAACAGGGCUCAAUGUAAUAUAGGUAGUAUCAGGUGACAAAGAGUAAAAUAGUUUUUCUCAUAUUCAAGUUAAUUAUCCUAGUGUGAUCUUAUAUGUACACAUUCUCUUUUCAGGAUAGAUUGAAAGAAUACUUUGCAUCCAGAAGAUAUAAAGAAAGCAUCUGAGGGCAUCUAAGAUAACAUAUAAUAGUUUUGGAAUUCAUAAAUAUUAUUUAAAGAAUUUUAUAAUUACAGCCAAUUUAAAAAACCUUAUUUUAAAAUUCAAAUUCCAGUGUGAAAAAGUAAGAUUUUUAUCACCUUUUCAGGGUGAUAAAUUUAGAGAUUGAGAAUUUACCACUAAAAUAUUCUUUGGAAAGAAAAAUAUCUCCAGGAACUCUUGAAAACCAACAGAAAUAAAGGCAUGUGGCUUAGCCAAAAGCUUCAGAAAUUUCACUUAUAAUUCUACGGCCAAAAAUCUUGAAAUCAAGAUCAGUACACCACAUUCUAGUGUACCAAUGGACUGUCUAAUGUUUUUGAAAACACAUACAUUAACAUGAAUGGAAGAUACUUAAGAAUGCCAAACUCCGGUCUAGUGCAGAAGAAUCAUGGCAGGUACUGUGCUCUAACCAUGACGAUUACAGAGAUUAGGAUGAACUGGGAACAAAAAGCCACAACAAUUCUUUAUAAUUCAGUAAGAAUUCAAUAUCUUUAUAAACACCCUAGCCAUUGAUGUUCUUAUAUUUUUGCCUACCUAACUGACAGACAUUGCCCUGGGCUUUAUAAACUAUAUAAACAAGUGUUAGCCAGUAUGAUCCAUUGGAAUAAAAUAGAAACAACGUAAGUACAGAAGGGCAGUCAGCUUUUCAUUCUCCGGAGCUUCUCUUGAUGUACACCCUUUAUUGCCAGUUUUCAGAAUUCUACUAGCUUCGUGUGUCAACCAGCACAGUCAACUUCUUUCCCCUAUCCUAAAGUUAGUGUAAUAUAUAAAAAUUACUAGAAAAGCAUAUUUUAUAUGUACACCUACCUAAUUACAAGUAUCAUUCACACUAUCUCUAUACCCCACAUUUGAAAACUUUGCAUUGGCAUUACUGCUAGUCUGCUCUUCUUCAAAUGAGCAGUGAGAGUUGGCUAGAUUGUGUAAAAUACUAAAAAAUGAAUGCACUUAUUAUAACAGUAAUGCCUUUAGAAAUUUCUAUAUCUAGUUCAGUCUGUGAAUAAACUCGUUUUCAUUAAUGUUUUUGAAGCUGCUUAGUCAAGGGAUAGUUGUUGAACUUUAUAAAUUUUCCCCUCAGCUCCAGGUAACUAGCAGUGUUUAGAAAAUUUUUCCCUCGUGAUUUUCUGUGUCAGAUAGCUAUGUUAUUGCUGCAUAACCUAGUAAAUCAGCACCCGUACAUUCUUUCAUUUUAAUAAAACUCAACACAGGGCCACUCAAACACACACAUGCACGCACACACACUAGACUGUUCGCCCUAAUGAAUUUGCCUCUCCAUUUUGAGAGCUAUACUUUGCUUUUUUAAUUGUCUUGUUACUUGAUAUUUACAAGUACUUCCAAGAAUUAGCCCAUUUGAUUUGGAAUAGACCAAUAGUCUAUUUACUUCUCUCUCCUUGCCUGCUUCAACUUCUAUUUAUGAUAUCUUUUCUUUCUUAUCAUUGUUUUGGGGUAGCUGCUUCCAAAGCUGCUUUAAAAAUAAAUAACGUCUCCUGUCAUAUCGUCAGUGAUAUUUGCACACACUUUUGACUGCUAUUUAAAAAGGAAGAGACAUCAUGAAAAUAUACUCAAAGGAAUAUGACGAAGUGCCUCUCUAAAAAAUAGAAUAAGACAGUGAUACUGGCAUAUAGAUAUUAUUUGUACUCUCUUCCAAAAGGUAAAUACAUGCAUCUGUAUUACAAGGGUGAAACAUAGAUGUCAUUUGAAGAAGGAUAUUUGAGGCCUUGCUUUGAGUACUCUCAUAUGGCAUUAAGUCUCUAUUGUGUAAGUUCAAUACAACAACUUUAGUACAUGUUAAUAACAAACCUGGCACUAUGCUAAAACAAUAUACACAUAUUAAAUAGAGUUUUGCAAUCAAUUUUCUGAAGUCAGCAUGUAUGAUUUCUUUAUUUUAAUAAUAGUUUGCAUAAGUGUAGGCAGAGACAUUCCUUAAGACUUUUCAUAUAAAAUGCUUGUUUACAGUACUAAAAAUUCAUACAUUCGUAAUCAGGAAACCAAGUAACUAGGUUCUCUUUAAUAUUGUUAACUAGUUCACAUUGUUAAACAUUUGAAGUUUCUGAAAUAUUCCUACAGGAGAAGUCCUUCUAUUACAUCAAGAAAAUGGAGAGUUGUUUUAGAUUUGGGGGAAGGGGUUUAUGACUCUUCACAAAAGGAAAUCUUUAGAGCCGUGGCAGACUGUUCAGGGACAGGCUUCCUUUGCUUCUACAAACAACCUAACAUUUAGGGACAAGUCUGUGGUCCUUUAAAGAAGUUAUACUAAGAAAACCCGCUGAGAGUCUGUACACUCUUCUGUUGCUUUAUUUAAAGGUCUACCUUGUUUAUAAUGUCUCUCUGCUUCUUUUUUUGUACACUUAUUAAUAAUUACUUGAAAGGUUGCCAUGAGCCAUGAGGACAUUUCAGAACGAUUUUCAACACAAAAAAUAAAAUGAGCAGAGCUCUGGCAUGAUAUUUGAACUUUUAGAUAUGGUAUUUACAAUUUGACAACAAUAAGCUCAUAGGCAUAUAUUUCAUUUUAGAUCUGCUAUAUAGAUACAUAGCCUAAAACAUAGUAGUGCAUUUUAAACUUGUGAUGCCAUUACAUCAUGUAAGAAUAGGCAGAUUAUAUACAAAUGUAUUGGAACAAAAAAAGAAGAUUGGCUAAAUAUCCAGGGUAUGCAAUUAUCUUCAAUCAUGAAAAGGAUUUGUUUGUUUGCUUUAGCUGAAAAACAAAUAGCUUCCCAAAGACUAUUUGAACUAUUUGGCAGUAUUUACUACUUGAAACAGGGGGGCAAAUACGUAAAAAUAUAGAGGCUUGGUUUCAUAACAUUAUUAUAUCACAAUACUAAUGGCUUAGAGAAAAUAAUUUUUUUCAUUAAUUCAAGUUUUUAUUUUAUAAACAUCAAGAGAUUAAAUACAUUAAAAUAAAGCUAUGAAGUCUAUUAUGUGCUAACUAUAGGGAAUGAAUUUCCCUAGACUGUAGAAAAAAAUAUAAAAUAGCAAUUUUGUGGAUUGAAAUACUCAACUUGGGCUUUUUUUUUCCAAGGAGGGAAGAGUGCAAAUGAUACUGUUGAAGUAAAAAAAAAAAUUAGAAACCAAAUAAUUAUAGGACUUAAAUACAAUAAAUGCACUUUUAUAGUAAAUAGUGGAAAUUAUUACAAUUUGAAAGAUUUUUUUGUAUUUGAGUUAGUUUUAAGUCUCAAUGCAAAUGUUUCUGUCCUUAAUGACAUUAGUGCAUUUAUUCUGUUAAAAUUAUUUUUUGUGGUGAAUGAGGUGGGCCUAGAUGUAAGUCAAAAUAAAUUUUAACAAAUCUUU